CUAGGUAAAUGAAUGGGGCCACGCCGGCGCUGUUGUAUGUAUUCAUCAGUUGCUUCCUUACGGCAGCGCACCGGGUUCGAUCAGAAGGCGGGAGAAGGGAGAUUCAUCCGGAAGAGGCAAGAAGGAUGGCAAGCAGCGGAAUGAGCUGGCUGGUGCCUUCCCCGCGGAGAGAAGCCGCCAGCGUCGUCGAGCGUUUGCCAUAAUCGUCCAUGCCUUCUUCCCCGUCCGCCACGCGCACACUCGUUGCGUCCGCCGAGAGCCUGUGGUUGCUAACGUCUGCACAGGAACCCGACGAGAACGGCCACGGUCGCUGCGAGGGGCUCGAACUGGAUAUUGCAUUACGGCGCAAGCGUAGAGACGGGACGUAAACGACGUUGGCGAGUCGCCUGCGCUCGCGAAUCGACGUCCGACUCCAGUCUCCGACUCGUCGCAGCCUGGCGCGCCGGCAGCGCGGAUUAAUGACGCUUCGCCUUCUGUUGGCGACCUGCGUCGACACCCACGCAGACCCUGCACUCCCACCCCCCGGCUGCAUCUCAGGUCUGUCUGGCCCGCGAUUCGACGCGGAGCUCGAGCAAGGCGCAGAUGCGAUCAAGAGCCCUCCUUUCUGGCACGCGCAAUUUACGAGAGCUCGAGGCCGGCCGGGUCCGCACGAGCGGACACGGGGGCGAUCUGAAUUAUGUGUUGGCAGCGAGUAUUUCAAUCACUCCUCGCGCGCCCUGCCGCGAAGGCGCGAAGAGCCAGGGCAGGGCACUAUCCCCGUCCGUUCGCUUGUACUUCUUCGCUCGCCAAUUAGAGUUUCGUCAGCGCACCCCUCCGCGCCAUAUAUCCUCCCCCUCCCACCCCGCCCAGGUCCCGUAUCGUUUCUCCCGUCCCCCUCCCUCCCACCGCCGCCCUCCCGACGCCGGUUCUCCCCUUCCCCUCCCCACCUCUCCGAUAACUAUUCUUCUGGGCGUGCGCGCCGUGGAUCCGUGACUGCUCUCCGGAAUGUCUUCCAUCCUCUGGCUCGCGGCCCUCGUCGCCGCAUACUUCGUCUGGGCCGGCUUCCAGCAGAAGCAGCGGAGGCUGUCGCUCCCCCCAGGCCCCAAGGGGCUCCCCGUCGUCGGGAACCUCAAGGACAUGACGCUCACCGGACUAUGGUUCCCCGCCCAGAAAUGGGCACAGCAGUUCGGCGAACUGGUCUACCUCAACAUUUUCGGGCAAGGCCUGCUCUUUGUAAAUAGCUACGAGGCCGCAGUUGACCUGCUCGAGAAGCGCGGCGCGAUCUACUCGGACAAGCCCAGGAUGGUCAUGGCCGGCGAACUUUGCGGCUGCGAGAACAUGAUUGGCCUCACGCCAUACGGCGAUAGGCUCAGGCGGCAGCGCAAGCUCAUGCUCCAGGCCCUCGGUGCCAACCGCAUCCACGCGUACCACCCCCUCUUGGAAAUCCAGACCCACAACCUCCUGCAGGGCAUCCUCAACUCGCCCGACGACUCGCUAAACAUCGUCCGCAGGUACACGGGCGGCCUGACGCUGCUCAUCGUGUACGGCUACCGCGUGCUCUCGAACGCGGACCGGCUGCUCGAGAUGGCGGACGAGAGCCUCGAGCUGCUCUCGAACCGCAUCGCGGCCGCGGGCGUCGUCUGGCUCGUCGACCUGUUCCCCCCACUGAAGCACAUCCCGUCGUGGUUCCCGGGCGCGCGUUUCAAGCGCGACGCGGCGGUCUGGAAGGGCAAGAUGGAGGCGUUCGUCAACGAGCCGUUUGAGUUCACAAAGCAGCAGAUGCGGGAAGGCACCGCGGUCCCCUGUUACGUCUCGAUGCUCCUCGAGGACGCCGCGCUUGAGAACAAGGACCAGUCCGUUGACAGCCAGCGUGACUUCGACAUCCGGUGGACCGCUAACUCUCUUUAUGCUGCUAGCUUCGACACCACCAACUCCGCCAUCUCGCACUUCUUCCUCGCGAUGAUCCAGCACCCCGAGAUCCUGCAGAAGGCGCAGAAGGAGAUCGACGCCGUCGUCGGCAACGCGCGCCUCCCGACGUUCAGCGACCGCCCGCACCUGCCGUACGUGAACGCGGUCGUGAGCGAGGCGCUGCGCAUCUCGUCCCCCGUCCCGCUCGGCCUGCCCCGCCGCAUCACGGAGGACAACGUGUACAAGAACAUGUUCAUCCCCAAGGGCACGCUCGUCUUCGGGAACAACUACAACAUGGUCCGCGACCCCGCCGUCUUCCCGAACCCGGACGUCUUCGACCCCGAGCGCUACCUCGAGGACGUGGACGAGCAGACCGCGAAGCUCCGCGACGUGCGCAACUACGUCUUCGGCUUCGGCCGCCGGCGCUGCCCGGGCUCGUUCAUGAUCGACUCGUCGCUCUGGAUCGCGAUCGCGUCCAUGCUCGCCGCGUUCGACAUCACGAAGGCGACGGACGCGUUCGGGCACGCCGUCGAGCCCGAGGUCGUGUACGACAACUCGGUGUUCACGACGCUGAAGCCGUUCAAGUACGAUAUAAGGCCGCGCUCCGCGCAGGCCGUCAGCGUCAUCCGCGGGGCGAAGGGCCUCUCGGACUAGACGGGGUUCUACCGUCGCCCCCGUUAACUGUUAUUAGCGUUCGAGUAGGUAGAAUUCAUUCUGGCAUCCGAAAGAUGCAUGGACUCCCCGGGGUAGCCGCGCGUUCUUAUCAGUUAGUUAGUUGGGGGCCAGACCGAGCGUGUACGGCAAUACGUGCGCGCGCGGCUAGCUAUCUCCGGACCCACCACCCUCGUUCAUACGUCCGCCCCCGUUCUUUCGUUCUUGUGGGGGGGGGGGGCGACUGUUCCACCCACCCUGCGCUAUUGCUCGCGCACCGCUCAAGUACCGUAUAUCUUUCCGCAAUUGUACUAUAGAUCUCGCCUUGUUUCUGGUCUUUUAUUUUGAUCGUUUCAGCUUCAGCUCUUUUUAUUGCGCUCAAUCUCGCACUUUUCUGCAAUCGAUCGCUCUCGUGUUGC
This is a messenger RNA of Dichomitus squalens LYAD-421 SS1, 2957 nucleotides long. Its product is annotated as cytochrome P450. NCBI's taxonomy places the organism in Eukaryota, Fungi, Basidiomycota, Agaricomycetes, Polyporales, Polyporaceae. Bases 985 to 2541 code for a protein of 518 amino acids. The record is from RefSeq and is a predicted model, not a curated record. Gene Ontology annotation, molecular function: heme binding; iron ion binding; oxidoreductase activity, acting on paired donors, with incorporation or reduction of molecular oxygen. The transcript has 10 exons.